This is a messenger RNA of Stylonychia lemnae, 1698 nucleotides long. Lineage: Eukaryota; Ciliophora; Spirotrichea; Sporadotrichida; Oxytrichidae. The record is from the annotation of a GenBank genome assembly.
AUGGCUGAAGAUUUUAAGUUGGGAGACAACCUUAUUGAAAAUUAAGAUUUCCUUUCUCUAACUGAGCGACUCAUUAGUCCAAAUAUGUUUGAUGAAAUUAAUAAUCAAGAGGGUUAGGAAAAUGUGAAAGUAUAUGACUAUGAAAAGAUACUAUAAAGAGUUGGCGGUUUUGAGGGUUGUCUAAUAUAUUCUUUUUCCUUUUUGACUCUAAUGCCUGAUUAUCAAUGUAAUGAUGGUACUGGGUUUUUCUAGUGCGAUAGAGAGUAAACUUGCGAAUAUAAAAACUAAGAUAUCUUAAACUUCAGUCCUUCGAGUAAUGAGAUCGGUUACUCCAUUAAUUGGGAAACCAGAACAAGUCUAAACAACUUAGUAGAGCACCUAAGUCUCAGAUGUGUUGAAAGCUGGGAGAUAGGGUUCAUGGGAUCUUGCUAUUUUAUUGGAGCUGUGUUCGGAAAUCUAUUCUUGUCAAGACUUGGCGACACAGUUGGAAGAAUACUAAUGGUGAGAAUUGGAAUAUCUUUGUCGCUCUUGUUGUAUGCAGUAAUACUUUUCGUCUCAACAUCUCUAUUGUUAAACUAUGCUCUGGUUUUCCUCUUUGGCUGCCUGACGAGCUUUAGAGUUGGAAUUAGUUAUCUUUAUGGCUAAGAAAUAGUUAGAGCUAAACACUCUAAUAUGAUUGGAAGCUUGUACAACAUUUUUGAUUCUAUUACAAUGAUAAUGGCAUCUUUGUAUUACAAGUAUAUUUCAGAUGACUAUAUUGGAAUUCACUUGGUGUUCUUUGUAUUUAUUCUAUCAUCAGCUUUAAUUAGUUUUACUCUACCAGAAUCUCCAAAGUUCCUAAUAUCUGUGAAGAAAUAUAAGGAAGCUAGGCAGGCUUUGAAUACAAUUGCCGAAAAAAACGGGAAAAAAAAGCUUAGUCUUUACAAUGAAUUGAUUAAGGAUGAAAUAAUGAUGAAUAGACGAAGAAGAUUAAUGUCAGUCCAGAUUGACGAAUUUAGGAAAUCCCCAGGUAAUAAUGUUCAAAAUAAGACUGCGGAAUCUGUUAAAAGUCAAAAACUGCCUAACCAUUCGAUCUAUAACCUGAUUCAAAACAGAUUAUACCUGUUAAACCUAGUUCUUAUGUCAAUCACUUGGGCAUCCUCUACUUUUACAUACUAUAUGGUUGGCUUCUAUAUAAAAUACAUUCCUGGCGACAUUUUUAACAUGGUCAUUGUGUCUAGUAUGGCAGAGUUAUUUGCUUGCUUGAUCUCAGGAGUGGUUUCUGGAUAUGUUGGAACCAAGAAAUGCCUAUUCUCAUCCUUCUUAAUGGGAGGGGUUUUCGGCAUAUUAAUCAUUUUCAUUUCCCCAAGCAACACCUUGAUGAUAUCUUUCUGCUUGCUUUUGACUAAAUUUGGAGUUUCUAGUGCAUUUAAUCUGUGCUUCCUAGUCACAGCUGAGUAUUUCCCAACUCUUUAUAGCUCAACUGUAUUCGGUGCUUGCAAUGUAUUUGCUAGAAUUAUGUCAAUAUUUUCCCCUCUGAUUGCUGAAGUUCCAGCCCCACUUCCAAUGAUGGUAUACACAUGCUUUUGUUUUAUGAGUAUGCUUGGAACUACUCUUUUAGUUAAACAUCAAGACCAAGAUAACAAAAUUGAUGAUAUACUUAGUAAAGGAUCUUCUCCAGGAAAAAGAGAAAGAGAUUUUGAUUAGGAGCUAGACUGA